Scleropages formosus (Asian bonytongue) is the source of this 3462-nucleotide messenger RNA. RefSeq names its product inactive carboxypeptidase-like protein X2. The coding region runs from base 7 to 2289 and encodes 760 amino acids. Gene Ontology annotation, molecular function: metallocarboxypeptidase activity; zinc ion binding. Gene Ontology annotation, biological process: proteolysis. NCBI's taxonomy places the organism in Eukaryota, Metazoa, Chordata, Actinopteri, Osteoglossiformes, Osteoglossidae. The record is from RefSeq and is a predicted model, not a curated record. The transcript is spliced from 14 exons.
CUUCCAAUGCCCCCCCUGGGGAAAAGGGGGUAUCCCCUAACACACCUUGCUCUCACCCUGCUGGGAGUGCUUACUCUGCUCCUGCUGGAUGGUGCCGGCGGCCUCAUCGCGGAUGACGAGGACUACUACAUGCAGGAGCUGCUCACACGGGAGCACUACUACCGCAUCCCGGAGGAGAACUUGACCCCCCCGGAGGAGCUGGAGCGGGACUGGGGCGCCCGCAUCCUCCAGAGUCCCAAAGCCGCCGAAAAAGAGCCGAAGGCCAAGCGGGAGAAUGGGAGGCACCCGGACAGAGCGGCUGCGGAUGCAACGCCAGGAAAGAACGGAAAUAAUAACAAAGUUCCAAAGAAUAAGAAGGGGGGUCUGAAAACUCCAAACAGUGCCAGUGAAGGGGAGAAGCACUACAAGCCUGUCAAAGAGAAAUGCCCCCCCAUGGGGUUGGAGACUCUGAAAAUUGAUGACUUCCAGCUCCAUGCCUCCACAAUGCGGCGCUACAGCUUGGGAGCGCACCGAGGGCGUCUGAAUAUCCAGGCCGGCAUCUAUGAGGACGAGUUUUACGAGGGCGCCUGGUGCGCUGGCAGGAAUGACCCGCUGCAGUGGUUCGAGGUGGAUGCCAGGCGGCUGACGAAGUUCACUGGGGUCAUCACGCAAGGCAGGAGCUCCCUCUGGUCGAGCGACUGGGUGACAUCGUACCGGGUGCUAGUGAGCAAUGACAGCCACACUUGGGUCACCAUGAAGAACGGCACACAGGACAUGAUCUUCAGAGGGAACGUCGAGAAGGAGAUCCCAGUUCUGAAUGAGUUCCCCGUUCCGGCGGUGGCGCGAUAUAUCCGUGUGAACCCACGCUCCUGGUUCAGCGGGGGGAGCGUGUGCAUGCGGGUGGAAAUUCUGGGAUGCCCCAUGCCAGACCCCAAUAAUUAUUACCACAGACGGAAUGAGAUUACCACCACAGAUAAUCUGGACUUCAGGCACCACGGUUACAAAGAGAUGAGGCAGCUGAUGAAGAUAGUCAACGAAAUGUGUCCGAACAUCACGAGGAUUUACAACAUUGGCAAGAGCCACAAUGGCCUGAAACUUUAUGCUUUUGAGAUAUCAGACAACCCAGGAGAGCAUGAAUUGGGUGAGCCAGAGUUCCGCUACACUGCUGGCUCUCAUGGCAAUGAGGUGUUGGGUCGGGAGCUGCUGCUGCUGCUCAUGCAGUUCAUGUGCCAGGAGUACCUUUCGGGCAACCCUCGUGUGCGGCGCCUUGUGGAGGAGACGCGGAUCCACCUGCUGCCCUCCAUCAAUCCCGACGGCUAUGAGGUCGCCUUCGAAGCGGGCUCUGAGCUGGGUGGGUGGUCCCUGGGACGCUGGAGUCAAGAUGGCCUGGACAUUCACCAUAACUUCCCUGACCUCAACUCCAUCCUUUGGGAGGCGGAGGCCAAGAAGCUGUCACCAAGGAAAGUCCUGAACCACCACGUGCCAAUUCCAGAGUGGUACCAGUCCAAAAAUGCCACGGUUGCCAUGGAGACGCGGGCGCUGAUAACCUGGAUGGAGAAGAUCCCCUUCGUGCUGGGGGGCAACUUGCAGGGAGGUGAGCUGGUGGUGACCUUCCCUUUCGACAAGACCCGCUCCGUGGACAAGACACGCGAGCCCACCCCAACACCAGAUGACCACGUGUUCCGCUGGCUGGCGUUCUCCUACGCCUCAACCCACCGGCUCAUGACGGACGCCAGCCGCCGCGUCUGCCACACGGUGGACUUCGCCAAGGAGGACGGCACGGCCAACGGGGCUUCCUGGCAUACAGCUGCAGGGAGUAUGAACGAUUUCAGCUACCUGCACACCAACUGCUUCGAGCUGUCCGUGUUUGUGGGCUGUGACAAAUUCCCCCACGAGAGCGAGCUGCCGCACGAGUGGGAGAACAACCGCGAGUCGCUGCUCGUCUUCAUGGAACAGGUGCAUCGUGGGAUUAAAGGCGUUGUGCGGGACAGCCAGGGUCGGGGCAUUGCCAACGCCGUCAUCUCUGUGGAGGGGAUCAACCAUGACAUCCGUACAGUGUCCGAUGGAGACUAUUGGCGUCUUCUGAACCCCGGCGAGUACAAGGUGACGGCCAAGGCAGAGGGCUACGUCCCCUCCAGCAAGGUGUGCGAGGUGGGCUAUGAAAUGGGCGCCACUCGCUGCGACUUUGUCAUCGCCCGAUCCAACCUGUCCCGCAUCAGGGAGAUCAUGGAGAAGUACCGUAAACAGCCCGUGAACCUGUCCGGGAGGCCAUCGCUGCGACAUCCCAGAAGGAACCACCGUGGGACAUAGGCACGCAGAAAGACAGGGCAAAGGCAGGUGGAAGAGACGGACUGGCAGUCAGGUGUGCUUUUGCCACACAAAGGUGCGUCUUUGCACCCGGGGACACCUGAACCACUCGUAGGCACCGUACACACUGGCGACACCCAUCAAAUGACAAGGACGGUCGUCCCAUUCAACUCACGGCCGGCGUUUCUUUAAAUAAAACUUCUUUUCGUUUUAAAUGGACUUCUGCAGGUUUUGAAGCAAAAGAUGCUUUUAAUGGAAACUACCAAAACUGUGAAAAGCAUUGAAAAGCAAGGAAAUUUGAAAAGGAGUAACACUUUAAAAUAGAUGGCAUUUCUACCAUAUUCUAAAAUUCCAAAAUAUUAUAUAUACUAAUGCAUACUUGUGUUAUAGCAGCAGGUACAUAAUCGCCCGUAUUUUGCAUCUUUCUCGACUAAACUAUUGUGUCAUCUUUUUGGAAUCAAAUUUGGUUCUCAUUCAUGUCGCUUCUUUUGACAUUUUCCUUAUUGAAACCGUAACUGGACUCACUGAUCUUACCCCAGUUUGGUAUUUGAUUCAAAGUGCACCUUAUUGUAGUUUACAUGCAAGAGUGUAAAUUUAAAAUGCUUCGUUCUAUUAUUUAAUUAUGCAGCGUUACCGCAUCAGAAAAGCACCACAAGAGCCCACACUGAGAAAUAUUUUGACAGACCAAAGCACUUUCGGCACACAGGCUAAUCCCAGUCUUGGGCUACAUUACAUCUUUAUAGUGACUCCUUUUUAAUCUAGAAUUAAUCUUAAUUUGAGCAUGUUUUCUUACUUAAAUAACAUGCAGUAUUUGUAACUCGUGAAGUCCCAACAAAGGAACAUUCCAGAUGAAAUAUUUUGUUUUAGCUUUAAUUUUGCGAUAAAACCACUGAGAUAUUUGGAAGAGAUUUUGUUCCCAGCUGCAUUCCGAUAAAGGACGAAGGUUUAUGAAUUGCCAACGUGCAGCAUUGAUUUGUCUUUUCAAUUAUAAUGCUACAAGUACCAAAAAAAAAAAAAUCUCAUCUUUUUUUUCUUAAGUAACUAAAUGCUUGGGAAUGUGCCUUAGUCAAGAUGAUGGUGUAAAACUUAACGUAACAGUUUAGAUAUUUCACCAUUUCUCUUGUCAACUUCACAUUCUCUUCGCGUUUUAGUCUCUUAUCUCUAAAUAUUAUGUCC